AUGGUCAACACAUUUUCGCUCGAGGGCAAGGCCCUGAAACUCGACUCGGCUGCCGACAUGGACAAACACAUCGCGGAGCUCAAGGCUAACAAGGACGUCGAGGAGGUCAUCCUCGUGGGAAACACUUUGGGUGUGGACGCCUGCGAAGCCCUGGCCAAGGUGCUCGAGACUAAGAAGAAGCUUAAGGUCGUCAAUUUCGCCGACAUCUUUACAGCACGUACAUAUGAUGAGAUCCCCCCAGCUGUGACACACCUACUCACCGCUUUGCUCGCCCUCCCCGAAUUGCAUACUGUCAAUCUAUCCGACAAUGCUUUCGGCGUCAGGACGGUCGCUCCCUUGCAGCCCUUCCUCUCUCAGCACGUGCCCCUGCAACAUCUCAUCUUGAACAACAACGGUCUUGGUCCUGCUGCUGGAACCCUCGUCGCCGAGGCCCUUACAACUCUCGCCGGAAAGAAAGAGCAAGCUCGCAAGGAUGGCAAGACGGUACCCGACCUCGAGACUGUCAUCUGCGGUCGCAACAGACUUGAGGCCGACUCUAUGGAGGCUUGGGGCCACGCAUACUCGGCCAACAACAAGGUCAAGACCAUCCGCAUGACUCAGAAUGGUAUCCGUAAGGAAGGUAUCUCCACCCUGUUGCAGAACGGUCUGAGCAAGUGCACUGCUUUGGAAGUUAUAGACUUGCAAGACAACACUUUCACCGCCAUGGGUGGUCGCGCUCUCGCCGAUGUCAUCGCAAACUGGUCCGUCAUCAAGGAAAUUGGCGUGGGCGACUGCUUGCUCAGCGCUCGCGGCGCCGUCAUGCUCGCAGACGCCCUUAAGUCUGGCAAGAACAAGACUCUCAAAACACUUCGCCUACAGUACAACGAGAUCGAUGCCAAGGGUAUUGCUGCUCUUUGCAAAGUCGCCCAGACCGACGCCCUUCCUGCUCUGCAGCGUAUUGAACUGAACGGCAACAAGUUCUCAGAGGAAGAUGCCAACGUUGAAGCUCUUAAGACUCUCCUUGAUGAGCGCAGGGAAGAAAAUGCCCCUGACGUCGACGCAGACGAUGAGACUUGGGGCGUUGAUGAGCUUGACGACCUGGAAGAGGAUAGUGACGACGAUGAUGAGGACAUUGACGAUGACGAAGAUGCCGAGGAAGAACAAGUCCUCAAGCAGGCCGAUCAAGCCGAAUCAGAGAAUGUCGCCCAAGAGAAAGACAACUCUGUCGAUGAGCUCGCAGACCUUAUGGGUAAGACGGAGCUCAAGUAA
This is a messenger RNA of Aureobasidium pullulans EXF-150, 1248 nucleotides long. RefSeq names its product RNI-like protein. Gene Ontology annotation, cellular component: cytosol; nucleus; perinuclear region of cytoplasm. The transcript has 2 exons. Gene Ontology annotation, biological process: nucleocytoplasmic transport; activation of GTPase activity. Bases 1 to 1248 code for a protein of 415 amino acids. Lineage: Eukaryota; Fungi; Ascomycota; Dothideomycetes; Dothideales; Saccotheciaceae. Gene Ontology annotation, molecular function: GTPase activator activity; small GTPase binding. The record is from RefSeq and is a predicted model, not a curated record.